UCCCCCUCCCCCUCACCUGGAGCUAAAGUCCUGUAUCUGUAGGAACCAGCUGAUAUCAGGUAGACUUUGCCCUGAAGGGGAACCAACGCAACAGGAAGAGCAGCAACAGAUUCCAGGGCGUCACAGCAGAGUUUUGUGCCUCAGUCGAAGAAGAUUUGCCAACCGUUGGUGGAAUGGACCGCACUAAUGCCGCCAGUAAUGGAGGAUAUGGACAGCCUCCUCCGUACAGCCCUCAGGACUAUGGGAAGAACCCUUACACAGGGAUGAGCUACCAGGUGGGGGACGGCAGAGUCGCAGUGGUUUCCCCUCGCGGCACCUACGAUAACGUGGUCCAUCACCAGGGCUGGCCAGCAGCAGCAGCAGCAGGUGGAGGCAACCAACAGUACGACCAAGGUCCACCUGAGAGCUCCCUCGACUCGGAGGAGAACGCCUUCAGCGACGCUGCCAUACGAAGAGGUUUUAUAAGGAAGGUGUACUUGACCUUGUUGAUUCAGCUCCUGUUGACUGUCGGGAUCAUCUGUGCUUUUCUUUACUGGGAAACACUGAGGGAGUGGACAUGGGAUCACUACUGGUUCACCUACUGCAUGACGGCGGUGGUGAUUGUGUUCAUUCUGGUGCUGUCCUGCUGUGACAACCUCCGUCGUCGAGUCCCCCUCAAUUUUAUUGCCCUGGGCCUGUUUACCGUAGCAGAGGGCCUGAUGCUCGGAUCCCUGUCGGUGUUCUUCGAAGCCGAGGCGGUGAUGUGGGCCGUGGGAGCGACGGCGCUCGUGUCCUUCUCCCUCAGUCUGUUUGCCAUGCAGUCAAAGUGGGACUUCACAGGAUUGAGCGGCAGCCUGUGGGUGUUCACCUGGACCCUCUUCUCAUUUGCAUUGCUCUGUGCAAUCCUGCGAUCACAGUAUGUCUACAUCACGUACGCCUGCCUGGGGACCUUGCUGUUUUCUUUAUAUCUGGUGUUUGACACUCAGCUCAUCUUGGGCGGGAAACACAGGAAGUACACCCUCUCCCCCGAGGAGUACGUGUUCGCCGCGCUCAACCUGUAUUUGGACAUCGUCUCGCUGUUCAUGUUAAUGCUGCAGUUCAUCGGACUCUGCCGCUGACCCUCGAUGACGGGCCUCCUAAAACAAUCACUCACGCUCUUCCUACAAACUCACACUUCGUACCGAAUGAAUGUUUACGCACUUCUCCAGAAAUCUGCUCACGUACUUAGAAACAUAUGGAUUGUCUCGACUGCAUUUUUAGAUACAGCUCAUAUUGUUGACGUGCACCGGGGAGGUGUUUUUCCACAUACUGCACUAGCGAACACUUCUCCCUGCAACUUGUGCAGUAAUUUGUGUGCUUGAUUUAUGUUAAUAUGUUGUUGUGCUUUAACUCAUAGUCACUGAGCUUCAAAUUUAUAUUUAUGGCAGUAAGGCAGCUCAGCCAUCCUCUUAUCAUUUACAAACGUUAUCCUGCUAAAUCACAGAUGACAUUUUCCACACGGUCCUGUAGUUUAAAUGAAUCUUUGAAAUGGAAAAACCCAAACUGAUUCCAAUAAAAGUCAGAAACUGUCAGAAGAAUCGCGACCAUAAAACGAUGUGGCCGCUGCGAUA
Messenger RNA from Mugil cephalus (flathead mullet), 1589 nucleotides. RefSeq lists its product as uncharacterized. Gene Ontology annotation, cellular component: membrane. The record is from RefSeq and is a predicted model, not a curated record. NCBI's taxonomy places the organism in Eukaryota, Metazoa, Chordata, Actinopteri, Mugiliformes, Mugilidae. The transcript has 11 exons. Bases 174 to 1097 code for a protein of 307 amino acids.